AUGCCGGCGCGUUCGCCGCACGGGCAUUACCCGCAUGCGCCACGGCCACGAUUCCGCUUCCGCCGCGACGUGCGGUACUCGCGCUACGAGCGCCAAACGCGGCCCGUGCGCCAAUGUGUCGUGUCCACAGUCUGCUGCCUGCUGCUGCUCCUCGCCUCGUGCCACGCUCCCCUGAGUUCUGCUGAUAAGCCUUCACUGCCCGCAGCACGGGGUAACACGCAAAGGGGGCAGGGCGGGGGAGAAGCGGAAGGAGCGGCGGAAGAUGGGGGGGAGGGGGGCGGCGUGGGCGGAAGGGGUGGACGGGGGAGCGCAGGCAGGCCGCAUGGCGAGGUGGUCGGCGGAGCAGUUAGUGGAGGCGGAUGGGGGGACGAAGGAAGCAGACUGAGAGAACAGAUAUGGUCUUGGUCCUGGGCGACAAGGGUAAUAUCUGGGUGGAUGAAUGGGCAGGUGAAAGGACAGUACUUCCAAUUGAACGAGCUGGAGGGGCAGGUGAACGGGCAGCAGAGUGUGAGGAGUGUGGAGCGAGGGGAGGGGGAGGGCGCGACUGGAAGUGCUGACAUUUGGGCGUCUGAAUCUGGGAUGGGUGGUGGUAGCAGCAACACUGCUGGUUCUGGUUCUGGUUCUGCUGCUGGUGUGAGGAAAGGAGAUGGUACGGGUGUGUGUGCGGACAAGCGUGUGGGGGGGACGGGCGGGGGAGGUGCCGUGGAUGGUGCAGCUGGGGGGGCCGAGAGGGUGGAGGCAGAGGCGGAAGGGCAAGAGAGAGUCCAGGAUUGGGGCGCAGGAAGGGUCAUGGACGUGGAUGGUGACGUCACUGACGUGGAUGGUGACGUGGAUGGUGAUGUGGACAUGGAGUUGCGUGCCUGUGCUCGAGGCCUGCUGAGCUCGGACAUACAGCCUUCGCCUGCCACUGCUGACGCUGGU
Molecule: messenger RNA, 921 nt
Organism: Closterium sp. Naga37s-1
Lineage: Eukaryota; Viridiplantae; Streptophyta; Zygnematophyceae; Desmidiales; Closteriaceae
Source: the annotation of a GenBank genome assembly